This is a messenger RNA of Seriola dumerili (greater amberjack), 1655 nucleotides long. It is a transcript of the gene fhl1a, whose product is annotated as four and a half LIM domains 1. The transcript is spliced from 6 exons. Gene Ontology annotation, molecular function: transmembrane transporter binding. Bases 170 to 1015 code for a protein of 281 amino acids. The record is from RefSeq and is a predicted model, not a curated record. Lineage: Eukaryota; Metazoa; Chordata; Actinopteri; Carangiformes; Carangidae. Gene Ontology annotation, biological process: muscle organ development.
CAGAUUUUACCUUCGGCCAAACCCACCGGACACACACACACACACGCACACACACACAUACACACACACACAGACAGACAGACAGACAGACAUACACACCGCUGGUGUCGAGUGAAAGGCGCUUCAGCUGUUCGCUUUGAGAGGUCCCAGGAGCUAUCUUACCUCCACCAUGACUGACCGCUUCGACUGCUACUACUGCCGUGACAACCUGCAUGGGAAGAAGUAUGUGAAGAAGGACGACAAGCACGUGUGCACCAAGUGUUUCGAUAAGCUCUGUGCCAACACCUGCGCAGAGUGCAGACGCCCCAUUGGUGCUGAUUCCAAGGAGCUGCACCAUAAGAACCGCUACUGGCAUGAGGACUGUUUCCGCUGCGCCAAGUGCUACAAGCCUUUGGCCAGCGAGCCGUUCAGCGCGCGGGAUGAUGGCAAGAUAAUGUGCGGCAAGUGUGGCUCCCGGGAGGAUGGCAACCGGUGCCAGGGCUGCUAUAAGGUGGUCAUGCCAGGAUCCAAGAACGUGGAGUACAAGAACAAGGUGUGGCAUGAGGAGUGCUUCACCUGCCUUGAAUGCAAGCAGCCGAUCCGCACACAGAGUUUCCUGACCAAGGGUGAAGACAUCUACUGUGCUCCCUGCCAUGACAAGAAGUUUGCCAAGAAAUGCUUCCACUGCAAGCAGCCCAUCUCCUCUGGAGGGAUCAGCUACCAGGACCAGCCCUGGCACUCUGAGUGUUUCGUGUGCAACACCUGCCGUAAACCUCUGGCUGAAGCUCGCUUCACCUCCCAUGAGAACAACGUUUACUGCGUGGACUGCUACAAGACUGAUGUGGCCAAGAAGUGCCACGGCUGCAAGAACCCCAUCACAGGGUUUGGCCAUGGCACCAAUGUGGUGAACUAUGAGGGCUACUCCUGGCACGAGUACUGCUUCAACUGCAAGAAGUGCAGCCUCUCUCUGGCCAACAAGCGCUUCAUCAUCAGUGGAGAUCAUAUCUACUGCCCUGACUGUGCUAAGAAGCUGUGAACUGCACAAGCAGCUUUGCAGAUGGUCACUGUUUAAAGUGGAAUUACACCAAAAACUGGCUUUUAGACAUAUUAGAACGUAUUAUUGCAUAAAUUUCUACUUUUUCAGAAUUUGAGGCCUGAAAAUGACAGAAAUAUUACUCUGUUUCUGAAUUUGCAUAAACACGUCUAAACAGUCAAUUUUGGUGAACCUUCUCUUUAUGAAGUUGACCGAUUAGUGGUUAUUUCAACUAAAUAUGCACUAGCUUGAAUCAUUUAUCCACAUAUACAUUGCUGCGACUUGUAAUAGUGUCAAUGUUUGGAUACUAACAUGGCAACAGAAUUUGUUUUGUGAGAUGAGAUAUGCACUAUUAGUCUCCUCUGGGACUCUGCCUGCAGCCUGGCUUACUGGAAUCUUCCAGAGAGAAUAAAAUGCUUCUUUCAUGCAUACUGCUGCUCAUACAUACCAGCUUUGAUUAAUAAUCUGUUAUGCCUCUGAAUGCUUGAAUGGAUUAUGAGCAUUGUCAAAAAUGUUUAGAGAGUGAAUUUAAAAUACAAAUUAGGUUUUUGGGAUUGAUGCUGAAAUACAAACUGCUCAUGUAUUCAAGACUUGAUGAGUGAAGAUCAAUGCACAACAAGAAUAAAAGAGGAAGCCAAAUGAA